Messenger RNA from Pteropus alecto (black flying fox), 3983 nucleotides. It is a transcript of the gene FHOD1, whose product is annotated as formin homology 2 domain containing 1. Gene Ontology annotation, molecular function: actin filament binding. Gene Ontology annotation, cellular component: cytoskeleton; cytoplasm. Lineage: Eukaryota; Metazoa; Chordata; Mammalia; Chiroptera; Pteropodidae. The record is from RefSeq and is a predicted model, not a curated record. The transcript is spliced from 23 exons. Bases 98 to 3721 code for a protein of 1207 amino acids. Gene Ontology annotation, biological process: cortical actin cytoskeleton organization; actin filament network formation.
GUCCGGCUCCGCCCAGACAGCAGAGCUAGUUGAGUAGACAUCGCAACGGGUCCGGAAUCCGUCCGGAGGCGCGAGUCGCGAGCCAGUGGCAGGAGCCAUGGCGGGCGAGGAAGACCGAGGGGACGUGGAGCCGGUAUCAGUGGUGACUGUGAGGGUGCAGUACCUGGAGGACACCGACCCCUUCGCAUGUGCCAACUUCCCGGAGCCGCGCCGGGCCCCUACCUGCAGCCUGGACGGGGCGCUGCCUUUGGGCGCACAGAUACCCGCGCUGCACCGCCUGUUGGGGGCGCCGCUCAAGCUAGAGGACUGUGCCCUGCAAGUGUCUCCCUCUGGAUACUACCUGGACCCCGAGCUGUCCCUGGAAGAGCAGCGGGAGAUGCUGGAGGGCUUCUAUGAAGAGAUCAGCAAAGGGCGGAAGCCUACACUGAUUUUGCGGACCCAGCUCUCCGUGAGGGUCAAUGCCAUCUUAGAAAAGUUGUAUGGCUCCUGUGGCCCUGAGCUCCGCCGCUCCCUCUUCUCACUAAAGCAGAUCUUCCAGGAGGACAAGGACCUGGUGCCUGAAUUCGUGCACUCAGAGGGACUGAGUUGCCUGAUCCGCGUGGGUGCUGCUGCUGACCAUAACUACCAGAGCUACAUACUCCGAGCACUAGGCCAGCUGAUGCUUUUUGUGGACGGGAUGCUGGGGGUGGUGGCCCAUAGUGAGACCGUGCAGUGGCUGUACACACUGUGUGCCAGCUUGUCCCGUUUGGUGGUGAAGACAGCCCUGAAGCUGCUGCUGGUGUUUGUGGAAUACUCUGAGAGCAACGCACCACUGUUCAUCUACGCAGUCAACUCUGUGGCCAGCAACACCGGUGCUCUUCCGUGGGCCAAUAUGGUAUCCAUCCUGGAGGAGAAGAAUGGCACCGACCCUGAGUUGUUGGUGUAUACAGUCACCCUCAUUAACAAGACACUGGCAGCGCUCCCGGACCAGGACUCCUUCUACGACGUGACAGAUGCACUGGAGCAGCAGGGCAUGGAGGCACUGGUCCAGCGUCACUUAGGCACCCCGGGCACUGACGUCGACCUGCGAGCGCAGCUUGUGCUCUACGAGAGUGCCCUGCGAUUGGAAGAUGGAGACAUUGAAGAAGCUGCAGCAGGUGGGCGGCGGGAGCGCAGAAAGCCCUCUUCAGAGGAGGGCAAGAGGAGCCGCCGAUCUCUAGAAAGUGGGGGCUGCCCUGUGCGCGCCACAGAGCCUGGCCCCACAGGCCCCUCCUCACCGAUAGUCUCCACCUCCAUGGGUCCUGCCUCACCCGCAAGCCCCACCUCCAGCCCCAGAGGCCCCGCCCUGCCAACAGGCCCCACCUCCAGCCCAAUGGGCCCUGCCCCUGGCCUCCUUACCUCGAUGAACCUCUUUCCUACCAUCUCCGCGAUGCCCUCAGCUGACAGCUCCUGCGAAAGAAGCAUCUAUAAAGCCCGGUUCCUGGAGAAUGUGGCAGCAGCAGAAACAGAGAAGCAGGCUGCGCUGGCCCAGGGCCGGGCAGAGACAUUGGCUGGGGCCAUGCUCGAUGAGCCCGAUGGGCACCCAUACAUCCAGGAACUAUGGGGCUCUCCCGAACCAGUCCCUGCACCCAGAACACCCCAGAGCCCUGGCCCCCGAGUUCUGCUCCGGGCCCAGCAGAGCCUUGAGCCAGAGCCCAAGGAGCCACUGACUCUGCCAAGCCCCAAGGCUGAGCCCAUCAAGGAGCUCCCUACCCGUGUCCCCAAGCUCUGCAUUGGGGAUCUGGACUUCUCAGAUCUGGGGGAGGACGAAGACCAGGACAUGCUGAACAUGGAGUCUGUGGAGGCUGUGAAAGGGGUCCCACCCCCACCACCCCCACUACCCCUGCUCUCUGGAGGCCCUCCACCUCCUCCUCCCCCACCUCCCCCACCCAUCAAAGGCCCCUUCUCACCACCUCCACCCCCAGCUGCCCCUCUUCCCCCUUCAGCGCUUGAUGGCCCUCCACCUCCUCCUCCCCCACCUCCCCCACCCAUCAAAGGCCCCUUCUCACCACCUCCACCCCCAGCUGCCCCUCUUCCCCCUUCAGCGCUUGAUGGCCUAGCCCUUCCCACCAAGAGGAAGACAGUAAAACUCUUCUGGCGGGAGCUAAAAUUAGCUGGAAGCCAUGCAGGCUCUAGGAGCCGCUUUGGGCCCUGCUCCACCCUGUGGGCCUGCCUGGAGCCUGUCUCGGUGGACACAGCCCGGCUGGAACACCUGUUUGAGUCCCGUGCCAAGGACAUUCUGCCUUCCAAGAAAGCUGGUGAGGGCCGCCGGACAAUGACCACUGUGCUGGACCCCAAGCGCAGCAACGCUAUCAACAUUGGCCUAACCACACUGCCACCUGUGCAUGUCAUUAAGGCUGCCCUGCUCAACUUUGAUGAGUUUGCUGUCAGCAAGGAUGGCAUUGAGAAGCUGUUGACCAUGAUGCCCACGGAGGAGGAGCAGCAGAAGAUCGAGGAGGCCCAGCUGGCCAAUCCUGACAUACCUCUGGGCCCAGCUGAGAAUUUCCUGAUUACUCUUGCCUCCAUCGGGGGCCUGACCGCCCGCCUACAACUCUGGGCCUUCAAGCUGGACUAUGACAGCAUGGAGCGGGAAAUUGCAGAGCCACUGUUUGACCUGAAAGUGGGCAUGGAACAGCUGGUGCAAAAUGCCACCUUCCGCUGCAUCUUGGCCACCCUGCUGGCUGUGGGCAACUUCCUCAAUGGCUCCCAGAGCAGUGGCUUUGAGCUGAGCUACCUGGAGAAGGUGUCGGAGGUGAAGGACACAGUACGCCGGCAGUCACUGCUGCACCAUCUUUGCUCCUUGGUGCUGCAAACCCGGCCUGAUUCUUCUGACCUCUACUCAGAAAUCCCCGCCCUGACCCGCUGUGCCAAGGUGGACUUUGAGCUGCUGACUGAGAACCUGGGACAGCUGGAGCGCCGGAGCGGGGCAGCUGAGGAGAGUUUGCGGAACUUGGCCAAGCAUGAGCUGGCCCCAGCCCUGCGGGCCCGCCUCACCCACUUCUUGGCCCAGUGUGCCCGCCGCGUUGCUAUGCUGCGGGUAGUGCACCGCCGUGUCUGCAACAGGUUCCACGCCUUCCUGCUAUACCUGGGAUACACAGCACAGGCAGCCCGUGAAGUGCGCAUCAUGCAGUUCUGCCACACGCUGCGGGAGUUUGCACUAGAGUACCGGACUUGCCGGGAACGGGUGCUGCAGCAGCAGCAGAAGCGGGCCACAUAUCGUGAACGCAACAAGACCCGGGGACGCAUGAUUACUGAGACAGAGAAGUUCUCAGGUGUGGCUGGGGAAACUCCCAGCAACCCAUCUGUCCCAGUGGCUGUGGGUAGCGGGCCAGGCCGGGGUGAUGUGGAUAGUCAUGCCAGCAUGAAGAGUUUGCUGACCAGCAAGCCUGAGGAUACCACACACAGCCGCCGCAGCAGAGGCCUGGUCCAGAGCAGCUCCCCAGUCAUACCUAUAGCAGUAGGGCCCUCCACUGCACCCCCAGAAGAACCCCCAGGCUCCAGUUUACCCAGUGACACUUCAGAUGAGAUCAUGGACCUGCUGGUGCAGUCAGUGACCAAGAGCAGUCCUCGUGCCUUAGCUGCUCGGGAACGCAAGCGUUCCCGUGGCAACCGCAAAUCUUUGAGACGGACCUUGAAGAGCGGGCUUGGAGAGGACCUGGUGCAGGCACUGGGACUGAGCAAGGGUCCUGGCCUGGAAGUGUGAAGGUGCUGCCUCCAGGAUACCUACCUGGGCCAGCCUGCAUGCAAGAGACUAUAGAGUGAGGAGAGACCAGAGCAGAAUUCUAGGCAUCUUCUCAACCCUGGAGUCACUCUGUGCCCAGUGGCCAGUGCCUUAAGCAGUAUUAUGUGUGUGUACCUGUGUGCAUGUGUACAUCUGUGUGUAUUUGUGUGUGUGUGUGUGUGUGUGCAUGCAUGCAUGUAUGAGCUCUCUGAACACAUGGAGCAAAAUAAAGUUUCUUAGCCAA